This is a messenger RNA of Leucoraja erinaceus (little skate), 3302 nucleotides long. It is a transcript of the gene lrrc8c, whose product is annotated as leucine rich repeat containing 8 VRAC subunit C. The transcript is spliced from 4 exons. NCBI's taxonomy places the organism in Eukaryota, Metazoa, Chordata, Chondrichthyes, Rajiformes, Rajidae. Gene Ontology annotation, molecular function: protein binding. The record is from RefSeq and is a predicted model, not a curated record. Bases 667 to 3138 code for a protein of 823 amino acids.
ACCCGGGAGGAGGAUGGAGGAGGAGGAUGGAGGGGGAGGGGAUGGCGAGCCGUGCUCUUCCUGAAGAAUAGACUGUAGCACCGUGGCCGUUGUGCAAAGGCAGUCAGAUGUGUCAUCCAGCCAGGGGGAGUGGUGUUUCACAUCGCAGCAGGCAGGGCACGGCGAUGCUUGGAGCUCGCUUGAAGGAUGCUGGUGAUUGAUGCGAGCCGACCAAAACACUGGCUGAUUGAGAAAUAAGCCGGCGCCCAGCAGCACUCCCAGCCCCGCUGGUACUAGACGGCGAUCUCUCUCUCUCUCUCUCUCUCAAUCUACAGAAAACGUGGAAAAAAUGUAAAAAUAUGCAACUUGACUUGUGCGACCAAGUGGAAUACAGUGUCUCUAUUUUAGAAUUAAUGCCAGCAAGGACCCGGAUUGCUGCUGCUUUGGGAUUCAUUAAAAGUACUGGAAAUAUCUACAUAUAUAUGUCUUCCUUCGGCGCCUGCUUCGCGUAAUCCGGUCCACAUGGCGUGGAUUCUCAAACGUGCUCGUUGUCUUGUAGACUGGUAUCUCCUCAUGUUUUGAUAACACUCUUCUUGCUGGAAUUCUACAAGGAGAUAUUUUUAUAAGUUUAAAAGCCAACUCCCUGGGGCACUGUUGAAAGAGACAAUAUUUUCUUUUGUAGGAGCAAUGAUUCCAGUCACUGAGUUUAAACAAUUCACUGACCAUCAGCCUGCAUUUCGAGUACUGAAGCCAUGGUGGGAUGUAUUCACCGAUUAUAUAGCUAUCGCCAUGCUGAUGAUUGGGGUGUUUGGAUGCACUCUACAGGUAAUGCAAGACAAGAUCAUUUGCCUUCCGAAACGGACUUCACCCGAUAACCUGCGGACUGAUCCGAAUGAAACUCUGGUCAACGUUUCUGCCAAUAGUUACGUGCCUCCCACCCCAGUGCCGUCGCCCCCUGCCGCUUCUGCCGACGAGAUGAAAGGGCUGAAGACCAACCUGGACCUCCAGCAGUACAGCUUUAUAAACCAAAUGUGCUACGAGCGCGCGUUGCACUGGUACGCCAAGUACUUCCCGUACCUGGUGCUGAUCCACACGCUGAUCUUCAUGCUGUGCAGCAACUUCUGGUUCAAGUUCCCCGGCUCCAGCUCCAAGAUCGAGCACUUCAUCUCCAUCCUGGGCAAGUGCUUCGACUCCCCCUGGACCACCCGCGCCCUGUCCGAGGUGUCCGGGGAGAGCGCCGAGGAGAAGGGGGGCAAGGCCGGCGAGAAGAGCCACGCGGCCAAGGUUGCGCUGGCCACGCUGGCCGCGCUGCCGCCCAUGCCGCCGCUGCUGCCGGCGCCGCGCCUCUCGGCGGCCGAGGGCGACCUGGUGAAGACCCAGUCCUUGCGCUCCAUCCCCGAGAAGAUCGUGGUGGAGAAGCCGGCGGUCAGCGCCCUGGACCAGAAGGAGGGCGAGCAGGCCAAGGCCCUGUUCGAGAAGGUGAAGAAGUUCCGUCUCCACGUGGAGGAGGGCGACCUCCUGUACUCCAUGUACGUGCGGCAGACCAUCAUCAAGGUCAUCAAGUUCGUCUUCAUCGUGGUCUACAACAGCAUCCUGGUGUCCAAGGUCAACUUCAUGGUGGAAUGCGAGGUCAACAUCCAGGAGAUGACUGGCUACUACAAGUUUUCGUGCAACCACACCAUGGCCCACCUGUUCUCCAAGCUGUCCAUCUGCUACCUGUGCUUUGUCAGUGUGUACGGCCUGACCUGCCUCUACACCCUGUACUGGCUCUUCUACCGCUCCCUCAAGGAGUACUCCUUCGAGCACGUGCGGCACGAGACCGGGAUCGACGACAUUCCCGACGUGCGCAACGACUUUGCCUUCAUGCUGCACCUGAUCGACCAGUACGACCCCCUCUACUCCAAGCGCUUUGCCGUCUUCCUGUCGGAGGUGAGCGAGAACAAGCUCAAGCAGCUCAACCUGAACAACGAGUGGACGGUGGACAAGCUGCGGCAGAAGCUGCAGACCAACGGGCAGGGCCGGCUGGAGCUGCAGCUCUUCAUGCUCUCCGGCCUGCCCGACACCGUCUUCGAGCUGACCGAGCUGCAGUCGCUGCGGCUGGAGAUCCUCGGCCACGUCACCAUCCCCGCCACCGUGGCCCAGCUGGAGGGCCUGCGGGAGCUCUCCCUCUACCAGUGCUCGGCCAAGAUCCACACGGCCGCCCUGGCCUUCCUCAAGGACAACCUCCAGGUGCUGCGGGUCAAGUUCGACGACACCUGGGAGCUGCCCACCUGGAUGUACGGCCUGAAGAGCUUGGAGGAGCUCCACCUCCAGGGCUCGCUCAGCCCCGACCUGUCCAAGAACGUCACGCUGGAAUCCCUGAGGGAGCUGAAGAACCUCAAGGUCCUCGGCAUCAAGAGCAACCUGACCAAGAUCCCGCCCUCCAUCGCCGAGACCUCCGGCCACCUGCAGGCUCUGUGCAUCCACAACGACGGCACGAAGCUGGUGAUGCUCAACAGCCUGAAGAAGCUGGUCAACCUGACGGAGCUGGCGCUGAUCCACUGCGACCUGGAGCGCAUUCCCCACGCCGUCUUCAGCCUGACCAACCUGCAGGAGCUGGACUUGAAGGAGAACCACCUGAGGUCGGUGGAGGAGAUCAUCAGCUUCCAGCACUGCCGCAAGCUCACCUGCCUGAAGAUGUGGCACAACAGCAUCGCCUACAUCCCCGAGCACAUCAAGAAGCUCAGCGGCCUGGAGUGCCUCUACUUUUGCCACAACAAGAUCGAGGUCCUGCCCUCCCACCUCUUCCUGUGCAACAAGCUGAGGCACCUGGACCUGGGCCACAACGACAUCCGCUUCAUCCCGCCCGAGAUCGGCGUGCUGCAGAACCUCCAGGACUUCUGCAUCACGGGCAACAAGGUGGAGAGCCUGCCCGACGAGCUGUACUUCUGCAAGAAGCUGAAGGCCCUGAGGAUGGGGCGCAACAGCCUCUCCGUCCUCUCGCCCAAGGUGGGCAACCUGGCUCUGCUCAGCCUGCUGGAGCUGAGGGGCAACCACUUGGAGGCGCUGCCCCGGGAGCUGGGAGACUGCCGCUCGCUCAAGAGAAGCGGCCUGUUGGUGGAGGAUGCCCUCUUUGAUGGGCUACCCUCUGAUGUGAGAGAACACAUGAAGGCAGAGUAGGGCCCUGCCCGAGAGCGAUGCAUAACCCUGGCACACCCAACUGGCAUCUCCUCACCCUUCACUUCCACCCGCUCCACAUCCAGUCCCACUGCCAAUGUUUUUACAUCAACCUUGUAUUUUAUAACCCAUCGUUUUUUUAAAUAUAUAUGUGUGUGUGUGUGUGU